AUGCAGUCGAUGCCCGACACGCGGCAGCAGUCGUUCGAGGAGAUCUACGGCCCGCCCGAGAACUUCCUGGAGAUCGAGGUCAAGCACCCGCGCACACAUGGCAUGGGCCGCAGCAUGUACACGGACUACGAGAUCAUCUGCAAGACCAACAUCCCGGCCUUCAAGCUGCGCCAGUCGACGGUGCGCCGCCGCUACAGCGACUUUGAGUACUUCCGCGACAUUCUCGAGCGCGAGAGCGCCCGCGUCACCAUCCCGCCCCUGCCAGGGAAGGUCUUUACGAACCGCUUCAACGACGAGAUUAUCGAGAAGCGACGCGAGGGCCUGGAGAAGUUCAUGAAGAUCGUGGUGGGCCACCCGCUUCUACAGACGGGCAGCAAGGUGCUGGCAGCUUUUGUGCAGGAUCCGAACUGGGACCGCAAUGCUUGGUGA
This is a messenger RNA of Neoarthrinium moseri, 429 nucleotides long. RefSeq lists its product as uncharacterized. Gene Ontology annotation, cellular component: retromer complex; early endosome membrane. Lineage: Eukaryota; Fungi; Ascomycota; Sordariomycetes; Amphisphaeriales; Apiosporaceae. The coding region runs from base 1 to 429 and encodes 142 amino acids. The transcript is spliced from 3 exons. Gene Ontology annotation, biological process: endocytic recycling; late endosome to Golgi transport. Gene Ontology annotation, molecular function: phosphatidylinositol-3-phosphate binding. The record is from RefSeq and is a predicted model, not a curated record.